Molecule: messenger RNA, 601 nt
Organism: Moneuplotes crassus
Lineage: Eukaryota; Ciliophora; Spirotrichea; Euplotida; Euplotidae
Source: the annotation of a GenBank genome assembly
AUAUACUGGUAAGAUUUAAUUAAAGAGAUACUAUAGAAUAAAUUAUUGAAGCUCUACUUCGUAUUAAAACUUUCAAAUUUUUCAAAAAAAAAUUAUUUUUCUUUAAUCCCUAAUUUAUCUUUCAUGUAAAUAUAGCAUAACCUACCUCACCUUCACAGAAAAUCUUGUCAAAAAUUCUUACACUCACCUCCCAACCCCAAUAAAUCCUACAUAUUUUACCCAAUUUCAACACACCAUAAAAUAACCCCCAAAGUCAACCCAAAACCACCCUCUGCCGCUCCUUACCCAUACUUCCCUCUCCUUCCCACUCACAAUCCCAGUAACCCCAGAUUCCUUCCACGUCACAUAAAAACUUAAACUGAAGACCAAACUUGAAAUUUCAGUUAUGAACAACUGGAAGUUUAUAGAGGAAGUAGCGCAUGAAAGGGAAUUUGAACAAUCAGGAGGGAAAUAAGCAACGAACAGGGAAGAUUAAAGGGGUAGGGAAGGGAUUAAGGCGCUGAGUUGGGGCUGUGGGUGUGUUUAUUAAUACAGAUUAUUAACUGAAAAUGCGAUGUUAUUAGCUCUAAAUUAAGAGGAUCAGGCUUGAUGAAUUACUCAG